This is a messenger RNA of Branchiostoma belcheri (Belcher's lancelet), 2043 nucleotides long. Its product is annotated as cell division cycle protein 16 homolog. Gene Ontology annotation, biological process: cell division. Gene Ontology annotation, molecular function: protein binding. Bases 10 to 1875 code for a protein of 621 amino acids. Lineage: Eukaryota; Metazoa; Chordata; Leptocardii; Amphioxiformes; Branchiostomatidae. The record is from RefSeq and is a predicted model, not a curated record. The transcript has 18 exons.
GUUUUCCAGAUGUCACCUUUGACCCUCAAAAUGGCGGGCGAUGAAAUUAUGGACUCCGGUUUUGGGCAAAUUUUAGUGAAUUUGGACAAAUUACGGACUCUAGUGAGGCAAUAUGUUGAUGCGCACCAGUACAGCUCGGCGCUAUUCUGGGCAGACAAAGUUUCAUCCCUCUCAAAUGGAGAAGGCCAGGAUGUCUAUUGGCUGGCCCAGUGUAUGUUCCUGACAGGACAGUAUCACCGAGCAUCUCAUCUCAUCAGGAGUAAAAAAUUAGACAAGAAAAAUGCUGCUUGUCGAUACCUUGCUGCAAGAUGCCAUGCAGAGGUACGAGAAUGGCAACAGGCGCUCCACAUCCUGGACAAGGUGGACCUGGAGGCGCAGGUGGGGCCGCAGGUACGGCAAGAAGACGGGAAGGACGACAAGCUGCAGUUUGACUGUGGGAUCCCCCAGCACAGGAUAGAGAGCUCCAUCGCGCUGAUGCGAGGUAAGAUUUUCGAGUCCCUUGACAACCGUGACCAGGCGACGGAGUCCUACCGGACAGCGCUGAAACUGGACGUGUACUGCGAGGAAGCCUUCCAGCUCCUGGUGUCCCACCACAUGCUGACUGCUCAGGAGGAGCGUGAGCUGGUUGAGUCCCUGCCCUUUGCCAAGCAGUGUCCAGAAGAAGAAGUGGAGUUGGUUCGACUGCUGUAUGAAACCAAGCUGAAGAAGUAUGACAAGCCCAGAGAACUGGAGAUCCCGACCAGUUUAGACCCGCUACAUGAGAACCUUGACGUGGUAGUGAACCAGGCGGAGAGAAACUACUACAACUGUAACUUCAGAACUGCCUACAAAAUUACUUCGAAAGUGUUGCAACAGGAUCCCUACCAUAACACAUGUCUUCCACUGCACAUAGCCUGCCUCACCGAGCUCAAGAAAACAACAGAGUUGUUUUACCUUGGGCACAAGUUAGUGGACCUGUAUCCUAAUGACCCUGUGGCUUGGUUUGCUGUAGGUUGUUACUAUCUGACAGUGGGAGGGAAACAUGACGUGGCCAGGAGAUAUCUCACAAAAUCCACCACCCUGAACAGAAUGUUUGGUCCUGCCUGGCUGGCGUUUGGACACUCCUUCGCAGAAGAGGCAGAACACGAUCAGGCCAUGGCAGCGUACUUCACUGCUGCACAACUCAUGAAAGGUUGCCACCUGCCAGUGCUGUACAUUGGUCUGGAGUACGGCAUGACCAACAACCUGAAGCUGGCCGAGCGCUUCUUCAAACAGGCACUGAACAUCGCUCCCGAGGACCCCUUUGUCCUGCAUGAGAUGGGUGUGGUGGCCUUCCAAAACGGAGACCUUGAUACAGCAGAGAAAUUCUUCAUGGAUGCCUUGGAAAAGGUUCAGGCCAUUGAAAAGGAGAUGCUGACAGAGAAGUGGGAGCCUCUCCUGAACAACCUGGGGCAUGUGUGCAGGAAGCUGGGACGUUACGAGGAGUCGCUGACGUACCACCAGCAGGCCCUGGUGCUCUGUCCACAGAACCCCUCCACCAUGGCAGCCAUCGGGUUUGUGCACAGCCUACAGAGUCAGUUCGACCUCGCCAUCGACUACUUUCACAAGGCUCUGGGACUGAGGAGAGAUGACACCUUCUCUGUAACCAUGUUGGCUCAGACUAUAGAACUGUACAUAGGGGAGAUGAAGCCUUACGAAGGUGCAGAAGAGCUGCCGGAGAAGUUUGAGGGGAUCCCUCUGCCGGAGUACAACGUGGCAGACGUGGGUGAUGUGAAGCUGGGAGACGUGACGGCAGAGCUGAAGCUGGAAGGUGACGGGCCCAUGAUGCUGGAAUCCUGGGGCCAGGACGCUAGCAACUCCUCCUUGGAUAUAGAAGUGGAGAUGGAGGACAGCUGAUCUUACACUUUAUAUACAACUUGCAAUGUGUUUCUUUUUUACAUUGACCUCUCCACUGCAAAUUCAUGAUACCGCAACAUUGUAUUACUACUAUACUACGGAAUUGUUUCAACCAUGAAUUUAAAAUCCACUGCAAAAUUUAAUGCAUUUAUAGUACCCUCCCUGCUC